Molecule: messenger RNA, 2116 nt
Organism: Lineus longissimus
Lineage: Eukaryota; Metazoa; Nemertea; Pilidiophora; Heteronemertea; Lineidae
Product: melatonin receptor type 1B-B-like
Exons: 3
Coding region: 409-1563 (384 amino acids)
Biological process (GO): G protein-coupled receptor signaling pathway; cellular response to light stimulus; phototransduction
Cellular component (GO): plasma membrane
Molecular function (GO): G protein-coupled photoreceptor activity
Source: RefSeq, a predicted model, not a curated record
CGUGCAUCUCACGCAAAGACUAACGACGCCUGCUCGCGAUCGCAGCUGGAUGGAUCUGUUUUACUAUAUUCCUGAAAGCCCAUUGUUGACUAUUCGCUGAGGGUUCAUUGGUGUGUGGAUACUGUCCUCGAGCAUGUCAAAUGAAUUCUGGAUGUAUGAGUUAUGCUUUGAUAUUAUGCCGCGAUGAAAUAACUUGCAAAUCAAGUACAGUCAUGUACUUCUCCAGUGACUACCGGUAGCGCAUCUAAGUGGAUAAAACUGAGUCACGAUUGAUGAUCAUCCUGGAGAUGGUAUCGUAGAUCUUGUCUUGCUCGUCUAGCGAUGUUAAGGAACAGCAGCACAGCUUUGUGAAGUAUUGAAGCACUCUUGAACAUCUUGGAAGUCGUUUGAACAGGGAUACAUUCCGCCAUGGAGAGCAGCGUAGACUUAUCGUUAGAUGACCAACUCUGCAUCGCGUCCACGCACAAUGCAAGCGGAUUCUGUGGUCAGGGGGUGAACGCAAAUCACGCGACAGUUCAGAAUGCGAGUGUUGACAACAUUGAUACGGUAGAUGCAGUUUACGUAAUGAUAUUUGGAAUCUUCGGUGGAACAUUAGGGAAUAUCUUAAUGCUGAUGGUUAUCGGGUUAGACAGGAAGCUAUGGACCGUACCAAAUACGUUUGUUGUAAGCAUAGCAAUCUCGGAUCUACUUGUGACCGCGGAAGCUUUUCCUCUGAUAUUUGUGAAUAAUAUUCGUGGGCGGAAUAUUUUGGCUGUCAAUGGCGACGGAGAACUGGCAUGUAAAUUCCAAUGUGCUGUUCAUAUCUUGUCCGUGAGCGUAUCGCUUCUUGGUAUAAUGGCUGUAGCAAUAAAUAGAUACCUCUGUGUUUGUAGAGUUGGUUUGUACAAGAGAAGAUUCGGAAUGCGGACAGCGAUUCUGCUCAAUGUGUUCCUUUGGACGUGUUCGUGCGCAGUCACGGUCAUUGCCGUGUGGUACGAUCUAGUUUCGACGAAGUACAUCCCAAGCCUUUCGUCAUGUGGAUUCCAGCACAAUCUAAGCAUUUUAUACGUCUAUGUCAGUAACUUUACUUUCAUCUACAUGCCAAUGAUUGUGACGUUGAUCUGUUACAUCAACAUAUAUAGAGCGUUAUCCCGGUCAACAAGACGCUUCUCAAAAGGUGGUUCCCGGAUUUUCCGGAGACAGGAUUCGGGUGCUACAGGCUGCGCAAAGUGUUUGCCUCCGGUGACCAAACGAGACAUCCAAACCAUAAAGGUCCUGUUCCUUACUUAUGCGGCAUUUGUGAUAUGUUGGCUGCCUUAUACUUUCAUGUCUUUCAUUGCCGUUUACGGGACGAAGCAUUUGCUAGCCUAUAAGAUCACCGUUCGAAUGUGCCUGAGCAACUCCUGCGCCAACAGCGUCGUUUAUGGAAUAUUCAAUAGACGAUUCAGGAAAGGUUACAAGAAGAUCAUAUGCUGCGAGUUCUUUAGGUUUACACGAAACGGUUCGCCAUCAACGUCACCAACCGGCAGUUGGAAAAACAAAGAAACGAAUGACAAUGAUUUGGUGAACAACGUCAUUUUAUAAUUUUUACUAUGAUCAUCACGAAUACACUUUAUCACUUAUGAUGACCCUCUUUAAUAUUCUAAUCAUUCAAUAUCACUAAGGAAUACAGUUAUUACUUUUGCUCCAGAUACACGAGGAACAUUAAUUUUUAAAUUUAAAGAAUAUUACAAGUGUGAAAACCGAGCAAAAUAGACAAAACACCAAUAUGCACACCGAGUGAACAUAAUUUUAAUUAUGUAUAGGACAACAAAUUUUUGCCAGCUUACGGGAUAAUCAUUUGAAAAAAUUGUCGCGAAAGGAUUAUUUCUCGGCGCGGAACUCAGUAAUAGUGGGUACAUUUUAUAGCGAGGGCAUAUAGACAUGCGGAUUCAUCUUCAUUCUCCAUGCCGGCACAAUGUUCUUUUGUGCUGCAACGCAAAAAUGUUUAACGGAGCAGCGAUUUUCAACAUUGUCAAUGCGUACGUACUCUUGAUACUAUACAAUAAUUUCAUAUAACUUUAUUUUCUAAUUACACGUAUAUAUUGGUAGUAAUUGGGACAUGGUUUCUUCCGUUUUGUACUUAAUUGUAACCUUA